UCGGCGAUUGAAAAUCUCACCACUCGGGCGAGAGAACGCUAUAUAUACUGCCAUCCAUGGCCAGCUCAAGGGAAGAAGAAAGGGUACAGGGAAGAGUGAUAUAUCAUUACCAUGGAUGAUCGUAUAGACUCCAUAUUGCCAGAACAGGGCUCUGCUCUUCCUUGCGAUGUUGCAAGGGAGUGCCCGACAAAGUCCAAACACGACGUUGGCUGGCGGCGAAUUGUCCGCAACUUUACUCCAUCAUGGUUUUCUGUCAAUAUGGGAACUGGGAUUGUCUCCCUUCUCCUCAAUAGCCUCCCAUACAACGCGCGAUGGCUGUAUUGGAUCUCGGUCGUGAUAUUUGCCUUGAAUGUCCUUCUAUUCACCGUUGGGGUGGCUCUCUCCGCGCUGCGGUACAUCCUGUAUCCCCAGAUAUUCAGGGUCAUGAUCACCCACCCGGUCCAGUCGCUGUUCCUCGGCACGAUUCCCAUGGGGCUCGCCACGAUCAUCAACAUGUUCUGUGACGUCUGUGUUCCGUCCUGGGGUGACGGUGCGGCAUACUUUGCCUGGGCCCUGUGGAUUCUUGACGCUCUUCUCUCCGUGUUUACAGCAACAGUGCUGCCUUUCAUCAUGAUGACCAGGAAGAAUGAGACGCAUCUGGGAUCCAUGACCGCCGUCUGGUUACUGCCUAUUGUCUCUUGCGUGGUUGCUGCGGCCUCGGGGGCCAUUGUGGCUGACGUUCUUCCGAAUUCGCAACUCGCCCUGGGGACCAUCGUCGCCAGCUUCGUUUUAUGGGGAAUCGGAGUUCCCCUCGCCUUCAUGGUGGUGACUAUCUAUCUGCAUCGUUUGAUGCUGCAUAAACUUCCUCCCAAGGCGGCCAUUGUCAGCGUGUUUCUCCCCUUGGGCCCGCUCGGCCAGGGGGGUUUUGGGUGAGCAGAACAGCAAGACAAGUCCUGAUACACGGCUAAUUUAUUGAUCCAAAUAGUAUUCAAAAGUUGGGGAAAUCCGCUGAGCAGAUCUUCCCUCAGACUCGAACUUUGGGCCAUCCCACUGCCGGCGUGAUUCUCUCCGUCUGUGCCACGGUUCUGGCCCUGAUCCUCU
Penicilliopsis zonata CBS 506.65 is the source of this 1080-nucleotide messenger RNA. RefSeq lists its product as hypothetical. Gene Ontology annotation, molecular function: sulfite transmembrane transporter activity. The coding region runs from base 112 to 912 and encodes 266 amino acids. Gene Ontology annotation, cellular component: plasma membrane. The transcript is spliced from 2 exons. Lineage: Eukaryota; Fungi; Ascomycota; Eurotiomycetes; Eurotiales; Aspergillaceae. The record is from RefSeq and is a predicted model, not a curated record. Gene Ontology annotation, biological process: transmembrane transport; sulfite transmembrane transport.